Messenger RNA from Mytilinidion resinicola, 2532 nucleotides. RefSeq names its product DUF1604-domain-containing protein. Gene Ontology annotation, molecular function: RNA binding. The record is from RefSeq and is a predicted model, not a curated record. Gene Ontology annotation, biological process: mRNA processing. NCBI's taxonomy places the organism in Eukaryota, Fungi, Ascomycota, Dothideomycetes, Mytilinidiales, Mytilinidiaceae. Bases 1 to 2139 code for a protein of 712 amino acids. Gene Ontology annotation, cellular component: nucleus. The transcript is spliced from 2 exons.
AUGGCUCACAAGCGACCACGGGCCGCCUUCGAGGCAGACCUGCAAGCCCACCAGUCGCCCUUCGUUUUCUACGGUACCCCUCUCCCGCCCCUCGACCCAGAUACUCGCGAUGAUGGAUCCUAUGUGCCCGUGUGGAAGCAAACUGUGACGGAUGAGAGGGGUCGAAAGAGGCUACAUGGAGCGUUCACAGGAGGUUUCAGCGCUGGCUACUUCAACACUGUCGGCUCUAAAGAAGGAUGGACGCCCUCGACCUUUGUCUCCUCGCGGACGAACCGCCACAAAGACCAGGCGAAACCCGCAGAGCAACGGCCCGAGGAUUACAUGGACGAUGAGGACCUAGCGGAUGCCGCUGAAGCCGAGAAGCUCCAGACCAAUGCUGCCUUCUCUGGACUUGGAAGCACAAACGACGAGCUUAGCUCGCGGGACAUAUUCACCGGCCUAGGGAAAGCCGACGGAGACACAAUGGGAGUAAAGCUCCUUCAAAGGAUGGGCUGGAGGCAGGGUCAGGGGAUCGGUUCCAAGGUGCGGCGCAAAGCGCGUUUGGACGAAACAACAGGGGCAGACGCAGUGACGCAUCUCUUCGCACCGGACAACUCAAGAAUCAUCACCUUCACGAGGAAAAGUAAUCACAAGGGGCUAGGAUAUCAAGGAGAGGGUCGCUUGGAGAGCUCGGAGUCAACACCAAAACCCACGCGUCUUUUGAUAGAGCCAACGCACCACGACCCGUUAGCAGGACCGAAAUCCAGGAAGCAAAAGCAGAAAUCAGCGCCCAAAAAGAGCGGAUUUGGCGUAGGAAUCUUGAAUGAUACCGGUUCAGACGACGAAGAUCCCUACGAGAUGGGGCCCAAGAUAUCUUACAAUCGAGUCAUCGGAUCAGACAAGAAGUCGAAAAAGAGCGAAGUUGUUCGACCGACCGCCAAAUCUGCGAAUCCUCUCGUGACAGGCAGGCCAGUUUUUGUAUCAAAAUUUGCGUCUAAGCGUGUCACGUCAUCUACUAAACGCACUUGUCACGACGGAAGGCUGCCACUGACAGGUUUCAUUCUCGCCACUGAACAAUUGAGCCUUCAAGAAGCACCAGCGUUUGCUCCUCCCAAGAUACCACCGGAAUGGAAGUCUUCACGACAACAGAGCACAGUAGAAGCUUCACAGCCGGCAUAUCAAUCUGUCACGGACGCCGCCAAAGCUUCCUCACUCGAUCCUAAAGCUCGUGCGGCCCUACUCGGCGAGGCGGCACUUCCUGGGAAAUCCGUGUUCGACUACCUCAAACCAGAAGCGCGAGACCGGCUAGCAUCAGCAUCCGGCAAGACCAAUCUCCCCCAAGCACGAGGCGAGGCGCCUCCCGAAGGCUUCAGGAAGGAUGCUGCAACCACACAAAAGGAUCUGUGGAGCCUUGUUCCUGAACUACCAAAAGAUAUUGCUGCUGCUACUCUAGCGAAGGGCGCCGGAGGCUGGAUGCCAUACGCCGAUGACGAAGGAAAAAGGGCUCGAUACGUCCGGUUCCUUGAACUUCGUGCCAGAACAAGUGGCCGUAUGCCUGAGCGCAAGCCUGGAACAACAGUGUCCGACUGGGCGAAGGAGCUCCAGGAAUUCGUCCACGCGGCCAAAGUGUUCAAACCGAUUACGGGACUCAUGGCUUCCCGGUUUACCUCAUCGAGUUCCACCAUCCAGCCAUCCAGCUCGUCGAAUGGAGGUGGGGACAAACUGCUGCAUACGCCAGCCCCGAAGCCCCAAGAUCCUGCCGAGGAGGCUGCGAAAUUAGGAAUGUAUGGCCCAAUGACUCGCACCGUGCAGCAGUUCUUUCCUACCAGGCUACUCUGUAAACGCUUCAACGUGAAGCCCCCGGCUCACGUGCAACCGGAUCCCUCAACAGCACACGGCGACCAGGGCGCUUCCAGCAGCGCGAGCAGAACGCAAGAGCCUGUGUCGAAAGCGUCAAUUGACGAAAUAAUGAAGGAUGCAGCACUUCACAAUCCCAAUCUGGGCCUCUUGCCUGGUGAUGGCGCUGAAAUAUCCAGGACAACGCCCUUCAAGGAGGCAGUAAUGGACGUAGAGCGGAAUGAGGCGCUGGAGGGCGAGAAAGCGGGCGAUGCUGUGUUCAAGGCAAUCUUCGGCAGCGAUGACGAGGAUGAUGAGGAUUGAUGAGACGAGUAUGUAGGAUAUACUUCGAUUGGGCGACUAAUACAUUCAGGCUUUGCAAUCCUGUUUCGCUACCUUCCAUUCAAAGUGCUCGACGUUGACUUAGAUACGUACCGUCUCGUAAUCAUAGCUAACUGCUGUGAGCGGCUGUUUGAUGGUUAAGUCAAUUGAUCACCUUGGUUAAAGUGAUACUAGAAACAUUCAGAAAUCCUACUAGAUUCUGAGUUUGAAGUAGGAUUCGUUGUUGACAAGCAGUAAUAGGGACAGGCUGGACAAAUCGAAUACGCUAGAAUCUGUUCAUGCGUAUACUCCUUUAAUAUCUACCAAUUCCGUAUUCUCCGGCACGUCAACAGUCUAGAAACCGUUAGACUCCUCUUAAUCAGCGACUACUAUGCU